Cornus florida is the source of this 2507-nucleotide messenger RNA. RefSeq names its product probable methyltransferase PMT2. Lineage: Eukaryota; Viridiplantae; Streptophyta; Magnoliopsida; Cornales; Cornaceae. The transcript is spliced from 7 exons. The record is from RefSeq and is a predicted model, not a curated record. Gene Ontology annotation, cellular component: trans-Golgi network; cytoplasm; endosome. Bases 372 to 2216 code for a protein of 614 amino acids. Gene Ontology annotation, molecular function: methyltransferase activity.
AAGCAGAGAUCUCCAUGUCUUAAGGACUCUCUUGAGUAAGAUUCCCAGCACGAAGAAGAAGAGUGAGAAAGAGAAAGAGAAAGAGAAAGAGAGAAGGAUAUAUCUAUCUUCUUUAGAUCACCAUUCUAGAGAGAGAAAUACUUCCUCUUUCUAAACUUCUCAUUUUCACACUCUUCCUAAGCUUUUUUUUUUUUUUGAAUUAGUGAAAAUUCAGUUCCGAUCACCAUCUCAUCCUUCUCUCCUCUCAACUGAUUUCAUUUCACCGUAUGAAUUUUGGCAUUGCAUGAAGUGAAUACAUAUUGCGAACCAAAAAUGUCGUUGAUUUGAUUCUUUCCAGGAAAUCGCCAUCUCUCUUCCAAGAUCCGUGAAUCAUGAAGACAAAAGGUAAUCCAGGAGACAACAGAACUAGGAACUCCGUGUCUAUCUUUAUUGUUGCUGGGUUGUGUUGUUUCUUCUAUGUUUUGGGUGCAUGGCAAAGAAGUGGUUUUGGUAAGGGAGACAGUAUAGCUCAAGAGAUGACGAAAAAGGUGGAUUGCAACCUCAUUGGAAAUCUUAAUUUCGAGACUCAUCACGGUGAUGAAGUUGGGACAAUUGAUGGUCCCAAAUCAGAAGUUAAAAUUUUCAAACCAUGCAAUGAUCGCUACAUCGAUUACACUCCAUGUCAAGAUCAAAUGAGGGCAAUGACAUUCCCUCGAGAAAAUAUGAAUUACAGGGAGAGACAUUGUCCUCCAGAGGAAGAGAAGCUGCAUUGUCUUAUUCCAGCACCUAAAGGAUAUGUGACCCCAUUUCCAUGGCCCAAGAGUCGUGACUACGUGCCCUAUGCAAAUGCACCGUAUAAGAGCUUGACUGUUGAGAAGGCUAUUCAGAAUUGGAUUCAAUAUGAAGGCAAUGUGUUUAGGUUCCCUGGUGGUGGAACACAGUUUCCUCAGGGAGCGGAUGCUUAUAUAGAUCAACUUGCUUCAGUGAUCCCAAUGGCCAAUGGAAUGGUUAGAACUGCGUUAGAUACUGGAUGUGGGGUUGCGAGUUGGGGUGCAUACCUGUUCAAAAAAAAUGUUAUAGCAAUGUCAUUCGCCCCACGAGACUCACAUGAAGCACAAGUUCAAUUUGCUUUGGAAAGAGGUGUGCCAGCUGUUAUUGGUGUUCUUGGAACUAUAAAGCUGCCAUUUCCAUCUAGAGCUUUUGACAUGGCUCACUGUUCUCGUUGCUUGAUUCCAUGGGGUGCAAAUGAUGGAAUGUACAUGAAGGAAGUUGAUCGAGUUCUUAGACCUGGCGGCUACUGGGUGCUUUCAGGUCCUCCCAUCAACUGGAGGACCAAUUAUAAAUCAUGGCAGCGUCCUGAAAAAGAACUUAAGGAUGAACAAAGGAAGAUUGAAGAGGUUGCUAAACUUCUCUGCUGGGAAAAGAAGCAUGAGAAAGGUGAAAUUGCUAUAUGGAGGAAAAGAACAAAUAAGGAAUAUUGCCAUGAGCGAGAUUCUCGUGUUACUAUGUGUGAUUCCACAAAUGCAAAUGAUGUCUGGUACAAGAAGAUGGAAGUAUGUGUAACUCCUUAUCCAGAGACUACCAAUUCAGACGAAGUUGCUGGUGGGGAAUUGCCGUCAUUUCCAGAUAGGCUCAAUGCUGUUCCGCCUAGAAUAUCUAGUGGAUCCAUUCCUGGAAUAUCUGUUGAGUUGUUCCAAGAGGAUAACAACUUGUGGAAGAAGCAUAUGAAAUCUUAUAAAAGGAUCAAUAAGAUAAUUCACACUGGGAGGUAUCGCAAUAUUAUGGAUAUGAAUGCGGGUCUAGGAAGUUUUGCUGCUGCACUCGAUUCUCCCAAAUUGUGGGUAAUGAAUGUCAUGCCAACAAUAGCUGAGAGAGACACUCUGGGAGUUAUAUAUGAGCGUGGGUUGAUUGGCAUUUACCAUGAUUGGUGUGAAGCCUUCUCCACAUAUCCAAGGACUUAUGACCUUAUUCAUGCUAAUGGUGUUUUCAGCUUGUACAAGGACAAGUGUAAUGCAGAGGACAUUCUCUUAGAGAUGGAUCGGAUUCUAAGACCAGAAGGUACUGUUAUAAUCCGUGAGCAAGUGGAUGUGCUGAUCAAGGUGAAGCGAAUUGUGGCUGGUAUGAGGUGGGACACAAAAAUGGUCGAUCACGAGGAUGGCCCUCUUGUCCCUGAGAAGAUAUUGUUUGUUGUGAAACAAUACUGGGUUGCAGGUGAAAACAACUCCACGUCUUCCUGAUGAAUGGCUAACAGAAAUGUGAAGUUUUGGCAUGAUUCAAUAGGAAACGCAGCUCUAACUGUUGUAAGUCCAAAGAAUUUAUUUAUUUCUGUUAUGGGCACUGAGAAAUUAGCAACUGGAUGUGAGAAAGUCUUAAUAGUUAGUUUCUCUUGGAUCUGAUUUGUAUUCACCUUUUCUUUUUCAACAGUUCUUUUUCUUUCUUGUUUUUUGAGCUUUAGUAUGUGCUCCCACAAUAUGUAAACAGAUUUUGAGCUUCCUUCAUUAAUUCUAGUUUCUCCUUUUAUUUUAUGA